AUGGAUAAAACCCUGUGUGAAAAUUUUGAUACAUUGAGAAACUAUUUACCCGAUGACUCAAGCAAUUCUACAGCUAGUGAUAUUAAUAAUUUAGAGAACAUUAAGUAUUACUGCUCUAAUGAAGACUCAGAGGAAGCAGAAUGUGAGACUGAGUUCGAUAAAAUUAAGGCUGGGUGUUUAUGGUUGUUUGAGCAAUUGUUUGUGAAAAAUGGAAAAAAUAUCAAUACUGUUCAAUACAUUAUCAUAUGGUUAAGUUAUAAACUAAAUCAAAAGACAUAUGAAGGAAUCAAGGAUCUAAAUGAGUUUUACACUAAAUAUAUAGAAAAGAAUAGGCAUUAUACUGGUUGUAAACAAGGUGGUAAAGAUUGUAGUGGUUCAUUAACAAAAAAUACAGGUUAUCAAAAUUAUAAGGAAAUCAUAGAUAAAAAAAAGAAAUUGUUGAACAUUAAUAUUGAAAAUAUGUCUAAAUUUUAUGAUGCAUUUAAAUUAUUAUGUAACAUGUAUACUAAAUUUUAUGCAAACAGAAAUAAUAAAGAAUAUUUAAAUUGUGCCAAACAAUUUGUUGAAAAAUAUAAUGAACUUAAUAACGAUUCUGUUAAUACUAAAGAUGACGUCUAUUGUCAAGUAUUGUCUACAUUAUCAAAUGAUUAUAAUGAUUUUAAAAAUUAUUGUGAUAGUAAUGGCGUUGAUUGUAGCGAAAUUACAUUCCUUACAUCGACAAAUACAGAAGAAAAUGGUGUGCAAAUUUCUGAAAAGAUUUGUGAUGAUACACCAAGCUUGUCGAUAUGUUCGUUAUUUGUAUUACGGAAAAGAGCUCAAAAAGAAUAUUUAAAAGAAAAGGUAAAAAAAUAA
This is a messenger RNA of Plasmodium yoelii, 852 nucleotides long. RefSeq names its product PIR protein. NCBI's taxonomy places the organism in Eukaryota, Apicomplexa, Aconoidasida, Haemosporida, Plasmodiidae. The coding region runs from base 1 to 852 and encodes 283 amino acids. The record is from RefSeq and is a predicted model, not a curated record. The transcript is spliced from 3 exons.